Messenger RNA from Aspergillus wentii DTO 134E9, 1323 nucleotides. RefSeq lists its product as uncharacterized. Lineage: Eukaryota; Fungi; Ascomycota; Eurotiomycetes; Eurotiales; Aspergillaceae. Gene Ontology annotation, cellular component: vacuolar membrane. Gene Ontology annotation, molecular function: amino acid transmembrane transporter activity. Gene Ontology annotation, biological process: amino acid transmembrane transport. The transcript has 7 exons. The record is from RefSeq and is a predicted model, not a curated record. The coding region runs from base 1 to 1323 and encodes 440 amino acids.
AUGGAGCAUCGUCCCUAUUUGCACGGCGUGGAGAAGGAUGGAGAGGAGAAGAAUUUUGCAGUCGAUGCGUUUGGUGAUGAAACAAAUGCAGAGAUCAAGUACAAAGUUCUUACGUGGUGGCAGUGCGGUUUACUUAUGAUUGCGGAAAAUGUUUCGUUAGGAGUUUUGUCCCUGCCCGCUGCAGUUGCUGCAUUAGGUUUGGCACCAGCUAUCAUCCUCAUUAUCGGCCUCGGAGUUAUCGCGACGUAUACUGGAUAUGUUCUUGGGCAAUUUAAAUGGAGGUUUCCUCAAGUUUGCAACAUGGCAGAUGCAGGACAGGUAUUGAUGGGACAAGCUGGCCGCGAGAUCCUGGGAAUUGGGCAGCUGCUGUUCUUUAUCUUCAUUAUGGGCAGUCAUCUCUUGACCUUUUCGGUGGCAUUGAACACCCUGACCAAUCAUGGCACUUGCUCUAUUGUCUUUGGAGUUGUUGGCCUUGUGAUUGCGUUUGCUUGCUCUUUGCCUCGAACGCUCGCCAACAUCUCGUGGUUUUCAAUGAUAUCAUUUGCAAGUAUCAUAUCUGCCGUCUUCAUUACCAUAAUUGGUGUGGGCAUCGAGAGGCCAAACACCGGGGUCGUCGAGGCUGCUGUUGAUACCAGCUUAGAGAGUGCAUUCUCGGCCGUGCUGAACAUUAUCUUUUCAUACGCUGGGCAUGUCGCCUUUUUUAGCUUCAUGGCCGAGCUGAGAGACCCUCGUGACUAUCCCAAGGCUCUGUGCAUGAUGCAGGCAGUGGAGAUGGUUCUAUAUAUUGUGGCUGGUGUUGUUCUCUAUUACUAUGCUGGCGCUGACGUUGCCUCGCCCGCCUUAGGCUCGGCAUCCCCUGUUGUAGCCAAGGUGGCUUAUGGAAUAGCUCUGCCUGCUAUUUUGAUUUCCGGAGUUGUCUGUGGCCAUGUUGCGGCAAAGGGAAUAUACACGCGGGUCUUCAGCGGCACAGACCGUGUCCACAAGCGAGACCUUGUUGCAAUCGGCUCCUGGACUGGAAUUGUAGCGGGUGUGUGGAUCAUUGCCUGGGUCAUCGCCGAGGCAAUUCCCGUUUUCAGCAGCCUGCUCAAUCUCAUAAGUUCCCUGUUCGCGAGCUGGUACUCGUUCGGCCUGGCUGGAUUUUGCUGGCUGUAUAUGAACAAAGGUCUCUAUACAAAGUCCUGGUCGAAGAUUCUGCUGACCAUCAUCAAUGUCGCUUUACUUGGAAUUGCGGCGUGCAUAUGUGGGCUGGGCCUGUAUGUGUCUGGCAAAGGGAUACAUGAUAACCCUGCCAGUGCUAGCUUUUCCUGUGCAAAUAAUGCUUGA